AUGCAGAAACUAAGAGCAUUUUCAAGAAACUCGGGCUUCGGAUCACAUUCGCCGUCUCCCGAGCCUAGUCAAUAUACAUCUCCAUCUUUUGAUGAUAGCGAGGCUCCUGGCUCACCUACUCCGAUGACAAUGGAGGGUAAAGGAGAAUUGAGUCCUGAGAUGGCUCCUAUAGUGACGCUACUUUCCGCCCAAGCCAACCGGAAAUACCAUGAAGGUUUUUUUAUGCUAUUGAAAGACCUCAACUCCGCUGGUCAGCCAGCCGAUAGACGCUGGGUGGAGGUUUAUGCAAUACUCAUUGGCAAUGAACUUUCCUACUGGGAUGCUUCUAUUAUGAAGAAUGGUGAUCUUAAUACAGAAAAUAAACCAUCCUAUAUAAACUUCUCUGAUGCGGUCAUAAAGCCUAUGGUAUCUCUUCCUUCUAGUCAGGGACCUAUGGCUAAUGUCAUCAUUGUUUCCACUACUCUAAAGAAUCGUUUUAUUCUUCAAUUUUCGUCAACUGAACAGUUUCGUCGCUGGCAUAGUGCUCUCAGGUUGGCUGCUUUUGAGUACAAGUCUCUUCAGGAGGCAUAUACUGCUGCACUAUUGUCUGCGAGAGGUUCACUUCUGUCCAAUAUUCGUGUCAUAUUGGCUGAAACUAAAUUUGCUCAUGAAGACUGGACCAGUGUUCGGUUUGGUACGGGAAUGCCCUGGAAGAGGUGUUACUGUGUUAUAGAGCCUCCAAAAAAACGAUCCAAGAAGCACAAGACAGGGGAUAAAUUUCAGGGUCAUGCAGUGUUUUAUGAGAGUGAAAAGAAAAAUAAGAAGUUGAUUAUGGCAACAAUUAUGUCUGCAGAGAGUGUUUACGCCGUGUACCCACGUAACUACACAGUCAUUGAUCAUAGUACUAUGCUUAAGCUUGACGGUGAGAUACUGUUUGAGAAAAGCGAAGGUUCAAAACGUUGUUCCAUAUUUAUGAUGCCGGAACAACAUUCUGCCGUUCCAGGUUAUGAUACUUUGAUCCGGUUUUUGAUUCCUCUUAUGGAUGCCUUCAAACUAUAUGGACGUCCUCAGAGGAUGAAUGCCGAUAAGACAGAUCCUCAUUCGCUUCUUUUUGCACUUCCAGUGCUUCCCAAUGUUCAUUACUUGGAGACACAGGAUAUUAUGCAACUUACUUCAAGUGCUUCUUCAUUGGCGUGGGAUAUUCCGCAAUGGGACACCUCUAUAAAGCAAAUUAUACAGGUCAAGAUGAGUAAAGGGUAUACUGGUUGUGGAUCUGCUGAUGGUGUUAUCGGUGCUGUCAACUUUUUAGAUGCUUCCAAGGAUAUGGCUUCCGGAAAGAUACGCACAAUCUCAGCCUCUUCGACAGCAGCAAGACCUAAAAUGCUUAGCAGUAAGCUUUCGCUGAUGAGUUCAUCUCAGUCCUCCAUUGGCACCUCUUUUGCUACCUCGUCUGAAACUGCAGAGAAAUUUGAUCAUGCUACUGUCCCGAGAAUACAAUUGGGUGAUGAUGGUAACAAUGGGGAUGAGAAUAACUCGGUGGUUCAGACAAAGUCCAUUUUAUCUACUCAUCCACUUCCGAACUUACCUGCAUUUGAUAUGUAUCCCGAGAGUGGUGAACGGGAAGCUCAGCAGUUUGAAAGUAUGUAUCCAAUUGAAAGUGGGAAACCUAAUUUAGAAUCCCCUGACAGGAAAUUGGAUACCAAGCAUCACUACCAGACUACUCAGCAUUCCCCCACUGCAUCCGAUCGUAGCUCACUUGAUGCUCGCGCAUCAUAUCUCUCCUCGCAAGAAGGGACACGGGCUUCGCACUCUAGGGCAUCUGGUGAAGGCGGCAAGAUUGUGAGUAUCUAUAAGAAAUAUGCGCAAUUACCACCUCCUGGCGACAAGACUCUAACUAACCUUACCGGUGCUCUUUCUUUAGAUUCUAAAGGUGACGCUUCUAAAGAUGCCGAGGAGGAAGAUUUAUAUCCCCAGGACGAGAGCAGUCCCGAUAUUCCUGCUGAAUGGAAGCAAUCCGACCAAUUUGGCGGUCCUUCUUCUGCAGAUAAAUAUCAUUCUCCUAACAGACUAUAUCCGGAGAAUCGGGAGUCCGCUGAAUCUAGUGGUUCCAAUGGGGCCUCUGAUGAUUCUGACUUUCAGCUCCCUGUGUUGAAAAGUAACCAGACCGGGAUGCUCUCACCUUUUACAGAAUUCCAUGAGUCUUUUAACCAUUCCAUGAAGGACAAUUUGAAAUAUCCAAACAAUUUCAACCGGAUACCUGCUUCAAUAGGCGCUGCAACGUCUUUACAUUCUCAAAUUUUGCCUAAACAGCAGAGGUCAGAAGGAUCACCUGGCAAUGCUGCUCCUUCUCGUCAAUCUGCACAACAGAUGCAAGAGCUGCGUUCGGCAGCAAAGCAUAAGCUUCAAAGGAGGGCACCACCUUCCAUGGAGGGACGUGCACCUGCACAUAACGUUGCUCCUCAAAGUAUUGUAUAUGAAAAGCCUCGAAAUCCAUAUCUAAAAACUACCGGCAAUGGGAGUUCAUCUUCUCUUGGAUAUCACACACCUGUGAAUCAGCAGCAGCCACCUUCUAAUCCACCACCUCUCGAACAGGAGGCUCCGGGUCAUAACCUUACUGCUGAAGCAAGAAAUCUGCGGAUGCCUCCAUUGUUUGAUAACUACUCUGGAGAUGCAGACCCUCGAUAUAAUCAUACUACUGGCCCAAGUCCUCAAAGUGGCUCUUAUGGCAGGGCGAAUCAAGAGCCAAGCAGAAAUCGAAAUUAUUGGCCUUCUGCCAAACAGCAGGAACAGCAAAUGCAACAACCUCGGCUCGACAAUAAUGGGCUCGUUCAAGCAGGACACGUGUACAACGAUAACUCUCCUAGGCUGCAACAACGCCAGGCUCAGGCUCAGGCUCAGGCUCAAAUGGAGGUACAUUCUCAGUCCCAGCAGCUGCGCCAACAGCAGCCAUCACAGCAGUAUCAGCAUUUUCAACAGAACCCACAGCAACAUGAAAAACAAAAUUACCAAUAUCAGGACCCACAUCAAGUGCAGUAUCCAGAUAAUCCUUAUAUGCAAUCACCCGGUACUCCACACCAUCAUAAUCAUCAUGUGCAGAACCCGUAUGACUCUCCUCAGAGACUGGCGACACAACAAGUCCAGCAAUCCUCCACGCAGCAAAAAGCAUACACUGCUGGCGGUAAGGGGCCUUAUGCACACGCCAAUUUUACCAAUAAUGCAAGUCAAGGCUACACUAAAAACCCAUACGCAGGUUAA
Molecule: messenger RNA, 3234 nt
Organism: Brettanomyces nanus
Lineage: Eukaryota; Fungi; Ascomycota; Pichiomycetes; Pichiales; Pichiaceae
Exons: 1
Coding region: 1-3234 (1077 amino acids)
Source: RefSeq, a predicted model, not a curated record